UUUCAGAACAGAACCGGUAGAGGUACUUCCGAAUCGUUGUCUAAUCACUAAUAAAAUAAUGAUUAGAAAGUAGAACGGAAUCUGAUUUCUGAACGCAUUGGAACCAGAUCUCUGAACGCAUCUCGGGUUCAUGUCCGGCAACGACAAAAAUUAAAAACAAAUUAAACGUCAGAAUCAUUGUCAAAGUUUUAAAAAUUGAAUUCGAAAGUUUUUCAUCAGUUUGAUUAGUUAGUUAUUUGCAUUCGGAAGUCGUGAGAAAACUAAAGCAAAACGGCAUAUGUAUACAGGGUUACUCUUGUACCUACUACGGUAAGUGUUUUGUAAAUUGUGACAAAAAUGGCAUCGAAAAUAAUUGCAAAUAUAAGGAGAAAUCUGGAAAACGGAGCAGAUGAACGAGUCUCAAAUUGGCUCCUGAUGUCAACUUUUUGGCCUAACAUUGCCAUAAUCGCGGUUUAUUUGUUGCUUGUGUACAAAAUUUUGCCAGAAUUUAUGCAAAAUCGUAAGCCUUUCAACUUAACAAGAGUUAUUAGGGUAUACAAUCUCGGACAGGUGGCUACGUGUCUUUUUCUUAUAUAUUGGACUGCAACAUCUGGUUGGGUGCAAGGCGAUUACACUCUCGGAUGCCAACUGAUGGAUUAUUCCAGCAAAGAUCCAAAAGCCCUAUCGUUGCUGCAAGCUUUACAUUGGGCCUACUUUUUGAAAUUAACUGAACUUAUUGAAACGAUUUUUUUUGUGCUUAGAAAGAAAUUUAGUCAAGUUUCUGCACUGCAUGUUUACCAUCAUACGUCGACGUUGAUAGUGGCUUGGACUAGUUGUAAAUACAUUGGAGGACCAAUGCCAUCAGUACACCUCAUGAUGAACUGCUUCAUACAUGUUUUAAUGUACACGUACUAUUAUUUGUCCUCGAAGGGACCCGUCUGGCAAAAACGUAUCAAUCCUUGGAAACCUUGGAUAACGAGAGCUCAAAUGAUCCAAUUCACAUUGCUGCUCUUGCAUCUGGUGCCGCCACUGCUUCCGUAUUGUAAAGUUAACAAAGCUUAUGCUAUUUUCACUGUUUUCUACAUGCCGAACAUUAUUUUUCUGUAUUACAUGUUUUAUGAUUUUUAUAAGAAGGCAUAUAGGAGAGAAAUUGUAUUGAAAAAAAUUAAGUAGUUAGGUAUAUUAGUAUGUAUAGUAGAUUAGAUUGGGUAUAGUUAAUAAAUUUUUUUUUUUUUUUUUUUUGAAAACGACUUUAUUGAUAACAAUAAAUAAUAACAACAUUUGGUUACAAAUUUCUCUAAUCAGUGUAAAAUCACUGGCCCCGAGAAUAGCUACUUAACAUUAUCAGUGCUGGAUGCCUUUUUUAAUUUAAUAAUAAAUCAACAUAACAAAAGAAUAUACUUAAAUCUUAAUGAUCAAAACUUAUCUUAACUUUUUUAACAAAUGCAUUAUAAUUUCCUAUGUUCUUAAUUUCAUUUGGUAACUUAUUGUACGCUUUUGAUGCUUUAAUUAUUGGAUUGUUUAGACCUAUAUUAGUAAGUGUUCUUGUGAGAUAAAUACUGUUUUGAGAUCUAGUUCUAUGUUCAUGUAUAUCAUUUGCAAAUACAAUAUUUAUAUUAGUUUUUUGUGUCCUAUUUAAAAUUUUAUACAUAAGUUUACAUUGUUCAAAUUCCAGUAGUUCAAAAAUUUUACAAACUUUUAAUUCUUUAUAAAGUCUUUCUGUACUCGUUAAUCUAUCAUAAUUAAAUAAUAUCUUUAAAACUUUGUUUUGUAAUAUUUGCACUGCAUUGAAGUUUGUUAAAUUACAAAGUACCAUAGAUGGGCAACAAAUAUCUUAGGUGAGAUAAGAAAUAUGCAUUAUAUACAUCUAAUUUACUUUUGUAUGACAAAUAAUAUCUAUGUUUAAAUAGAG
Messenger RNA from Ceutorhynchus assimilis (cabbage seed weevil), 1891 nucleotides. The record is from the annotation of a GenBank genome assembly. Lineage: Eukaryota; Metazoa; Arthropoda; Insecta; Coleoptera; Curculionidae.